Molecule: messenger RNA, 1861 nt
Organism: Hibiscus syriacus
Lineage: Eukaryota; Viridiplantae; Streptophyta; Magnoliopsida; Malvales; Malvaceae
Product: beta-fructofuranosidase, insoluble isoenzyme CWINV1-like
Exons: 5
Coding region: 119-1840 (573 amino acids)
Biological process (GO): carbohydrate metabolic process
Molecular function (GO): hydrolase activity, hydrolyzing O-glycosyl compounds
Source: RefSeq, a predicted model, not a curated record
UUUUCUUUUUUCUAUAAAUAUUUCACCUCAUUUUCAUCCAUAUCCAGCCAAAAUUUUUCAUUUUUUCCUCUAUAAAUAGUGUUGUCAACUUCUCAUCCAUCUCAAUCCCUGCAAAAACAUGGCAAACUCUAAUAUCGCCUUCUCUCUGUUCUUUGCGUUCUUUGUUGGACAUGGAAUUGUGGAGCUUCAAGCUUCACACCAUGUUUACAGUCAUCUUCAAACUGUUAAAUCUUCUGUUUCUGCAAAACAACCUUACAGAACUGGCUAUCAUUUUCAACCUCCCAAGAACUGGAUCAAUGAUCCUAAUGGAAUUAUGGUUUACAAGGGAGUUUAUCAUUUGUUCUACCAAUACAACCCAAAAGGUGCUGUCUGGGGCAACAUUGUGUGGGCUCAUUCUACAUCAAAAGAUCUUGUGAAUUGGACCCCUCAUGAGGCAGCCAUCUAUCCAUCCCAGCCAUCUGAUAUCAAUGGUUGCUGGUCCGGUUCAGCCACGAUCCUCCCCGGUGGCAAACCGGCGAUUCUAUACACCGGAAUUGAUCCCCUGAACCGACAAGUCCAGAAUCUAGCCAUCCCCAAGAAUUUGUCCGACCCUUACCUUAGGGAAUGGAUCAAAUCAGCUAAAAAUCCUCUGAUGCAACCUACUGCUCAGAAUCAUAUCAAUGCAAGUUCGUUCAGGGAUCCAACAACUGCAUGGUUAGGCCCUGAUAAGCAAUGGAGAGUCAUCGUCGGAAGCAAAGUGAACCGCCAGGGCUUAGCCAUCCUUUUCAAAAGCAAAGAUUUUGUGAACUGGGUUCAAUCCAAAACACCAUUGGAUUCUGCUAAAAACAUCGGAAUGUGGGAAUGCCCUGAUUUUUUCCCUGUUCUGGUUAAAGGCCGAAAUGGCGUUGACACCUCUAUUAACGGUCCUUAUGUCAAGCAUGUGCUUAAGGUCAGCUUAGAUGAUACCAGACAUGACAUAUAUACCAUUGGCUCGUAUGAUAAUGUGAAGGACGUAUAUACACCGGACAAAGGAUCCAUCGAGAGUUAUUCCAGUGUGAGAUAUGAUUACGGAAAGUAUUACGCUUCCAAGACUUUCUUCGACAAUGUCAAGAAUCGGAGAAUCUUGAUGGGUUGGAUUAAUGAAUCAUCAAGUGUGGCUGAUGAUAUCAAGAAAGGAUGGUCUGGUGUCCAUGCAAUCCCUAGGAAGAUUUGGCUGGACGGAUCCGGCAAACAAUUGGUGCAAUGGCCCGUACCCGAAAUACAGAAGCUACGUGCGAACCACGUUAGCUUUGCUAACAAAACGCUCAGGGGAGGAUCCGUUAUCGAAAUUUCCAACGUCAAUGCAGCACAGGCAGAUGUUGAUGUUUCAUUUGAGAUUGCUGAUUUAGAGAAAGCUGAGGUGCUGAAACCAAGCUGGACCAACGCACAGCUCCUAUGCAGCCGAAAGGGCGCAUUGGUUAAAGGCAGACUCGGUCCUUUCGGUUUGCUGGUUUUGGCUUCGGAUGACCUGAAAGAGAACACUGCAGUGUUCUUCAGAAUAUUCAAACGCCAGAACAAACAUGUUGUGUUAAUUUGCAGUGACCAAUCCAGGUCUUCCCUAAACCAAGACAAUGACAAGACGCCAUAUGGAGCCUUCUUGGAUGUGGACAUUCAACAUCAAAAGCUGUCAUUGAGGAGCCUGAUAGAUCAUUCAAUCGUGGAGAGCUUUUGUGGAGGUGGAAAAGUCUGCAUAACAUCAAGAGUUUAUCCCACAUUGGCAAUUAACAAGGCUGCCCACUUGUAUGCUUUCAACAAUGGAACUCAAGCCAUAAAGAUCUCAAAGUUGAAUGCUUGGAGCAUGAAGACAGCUAAAAUCAACUGAAAAUACCUAUAUUUCCAGAAU